AUACAAACUUUUUUCCAAAAUGAGAAGCUAAAGCAGUAGAAGAAAAAAAACAAACAAAAAAUAAAGUUUGCUUUGGAUUCUUGCUUUGCAAGUGAAAAAAAUAAUUUAAGGACCCAUUUUUAUUUCCUCUUUAGGAUUGAGUGAAUUGUGGAAAAUGCACAGUGAUGAGAGUGUUUGGUGGGCUCAGUCAAUGUUUUUUAGCAAUGAAAAGGAUUUCGAGUGUAACGGAAUGGUAUGGCGGUUAAGGAUUGGAUAAACAAGCGAGGAUUCCAUAUUCGAGGGGGGUUUCAGAAAAUGAUGAGGUGUAUAUGGUCAGGACAGCAAUUAAGAGUUGAUGAUACUAAUGCUUCUUCCGAGUCGCUAGCGACUCGGGACUAUUCAGUGAGUGGUUACUCAUCUCGAGCUGGCGAGAUGGUGGAGACUAAGGCUGAUAGUAGUAAUAUCGAAGAAGCUGAGUCAUCGCUUCGCGAGAGUGGUUAUCUGAACUAUGAGGAAGCAAGGGCAUUAUUAGGGAGGCUCGAGUAUCAAAAGGGAAAUAUAGAAGGUGCACUUCAUGUAUUUGAAGGAAUAGACGUUUCUGCAGUGACUUCAAAGAUGAAAGUUACCCUUUCGAGAAGAUGUGAACAAAACCGACGUCGCUCAGAAAGUGAAGCUGCUCCUGCCAUGUCUAUGCAUGCCAUUAGCUUACUUCUUGAAGCUAUUUUCUUGAAAGCAAAAUCAUUGCAGCACCUCGGAAGGUUUGGAGAGGCCGCUCAAUCGUGCAAAAUUAUUUUGGAGACGGUUGAAUCUGCGUUGCCUGAUGGCCUGCCGGACUUCUCUACGGAUUGUAAAUUGCAGGAAAUUUUGAACAAAGCUGUGGAAUUGCUUCCGGAGCUAUGGAAACUUGCCGGAGAUCCCCAAGAAGCCAUAUUGUCGUACCGGCGGGCUCUCCUCUAUUACUGGAAUCUUGAUACUGGAACCAAAGCGAAACUCGAAAAAGAAUUUGCAGUGUUGCUUUUAUAUAGCGGUGCUGAAGCAAGCCCUCUAACCCUCCGUGCGCAGAUGGAAGGAUCAUUUGUGCCGAGGAACAAUGUUGAAGAGGCCAUUCUUUUAUUACUAAUUCUACUUAGAAAGUUUCUUCUCAAAAGGAUCGGAUGGGAUCCGUCGAUAUUGGAUCAUCUUGCUUUUGCGUUAUCUGUUUCGGGGGAACUAAGAGCCUUAGCUCAUCAGGUUGAAGAAUUGCAGCCCGAGAUCAUGGAAAGAAAAGAACAAUAUCGUACGUUGGCUCUCUGCUAUUACGGGGAAGGUGAGGAGAUAAUUGCUUUGAAUCUUUUGCGGAAUCUUUUGAAUAGCCGAGACAAUCCGGACUGUGUCCUGGAAUUGUUGCUAGCCUCGAAAAUUUGUGGGGAGAAUAUGAAUUAUAUCGAGGAAGGGACAACUUGGGCACGGAAAGCUCUUGUCGGAUUGAAUGGUAGGUGUUGGCAGAUGGUGAGCAAAGCAAACUGCUUACUGGGAGUUCUAUUAUCGGCUCAGUCAAGGAUGGUUUCUUCCGAUUCUCAGAGAAAUUUGCAGCAGUCCAAAACAAUUGAGGUACUCGAAACUGCAGAAAAGCUGAUGAAAGAAAGUGACCCAUACAUCGUAUUCCAUAUUUGCCUAGAAAAUGCUGAGCAGAGGAAGUUGGAUGUUGCACUUCACUAUGCAAAGCAGCUCUUGAAACUUGAAGCAGGGUCUAAUGUUAAGGGAUAUGUCCUUUUGGCUCGGAUCUUGUCAGCUCAAAAACGUUUUGUUGAUGCGGAGACAGUAAUUAAUGCUGCUCUUAACCAAACCGGAAAGUGGGACCAAGGAGAAUUGUUGAGAACCAAGGCUAAACUUCAGAUUGCACAAGGGCAGUUAAAAAAUGCAGUUGAGACAUAUACUCAUCUUCUUGCCAUUCUCCAAGUUCAGCAUAAAAGCACGGGAAACGGGAAGAAACUUCUAAAGACUAAGGGGAAGUGGGAUCGAGGCUUGGAAAUGGAAACAUGGCACGAUCUAGCUAACGUGUACAUAAGCUUGUCACAGUGGCAGGAUGCCGAGGUCUGUCUCUCCAAAUCCAAGGCUAUCAGUCCUUUCUCCGCUACUAGAUGGUACUCUACAGGUAUAUUGAACGAAGCGAGAGGGCUUCAUCAGGAAGCACUGAGAUCAUACAAGAAAGCAUUAGAUGUAAAUCCCACACAUGUUCCAAGUUUGAUAUCCACUGCUUGCAUUCUCAGACAACUCGGUGGUCAAUCAAUGCCUAUUGUUAGAAGUUUUCUAAUGGAUGCCCUUCGACUCGAUCGAACCAACCCGGCAGCCUGGUACAAUCUCGGGUUGCUUUAUAAAGCCGAUGUUAGUGCAUCAGCCCUGGAGGCUGCCGAAUGUUUUGAGGCUGCUGCAGUUCUUGAAGAAUCUGCACCAAUUGAACCCUUUAGAUAAAAGAAACAACUUUGCCCGCAUUUUGUUAUUAUGUAAUUUUGGACAUGCCAUUUUUGUAAAUCUUAUAGGUAAGGUUAUCUAACAUCUAAAGAUGUUGAAAAUCUUUAUGUGAGUUGCUUCAAAAGUUUAAAUUAAAUUGGUUUAUUUAGUUCA
Molecule: messenger RNA, 2583 nt
Organism: Gossypium raimondii (Peruvian cotton)
Lineage: Eukaryota; Viridiplantae; Streptophyta; Magnoliopsida; Malvales; Malvaceae
Product: protein NPGR2
Exons: 6
Coding region: 235-2430 (731 amino acids)
Molecular function (GO): protein binding
Source: RefSeq, a predicted model, not a curated record